Messenger RNA from Salmo salar (Atlantic salmon), 2393 nucleotides. RefSeq names its product sphingosine-1-phosphate transporter MFSD2B. Gene Ontology annotation, molecular function: sphingolipid intramembrane carrier activity; symporter activity. The record is from RefSeq and is a predicted model, not a curated record. Gene Ontology annotation, biological process: carbohydrate transport; lipid transport. Gene Ontology annotation, cellular component: plasma membrane. Lineage: Eukaryota; Metazoa; Chordata; Actinopteri; Salmoniformes; Salmonidae.
CACUGAAUGGCGCAGGUCCCGCUGUGAGGUGUGUUGAGUGAAGUGGAACAGCAGUGUCUGUCAAACACCGCAGUCUCCUGACCUGCUGCUGGAAGCUGUCUCUGUGACUCUCUCUCUCUCUCUCUCUCUCUCUGCUCUCUGAGCCCGCGAUUCACUGACUGCCUGAACGCCUUUAAUCUACUCUUCUCCUUCAUCACUCAGUUCUAGCCCCAGAGCACUGAGCACAGGGCAGUGUGUGAGUGGCAGCAGAAGUGGGCAGCCUCAGGUCCUCCCGACACACACAGGAUCACCAGCUCGUCCCUGGCCGUCACCUAGAGUCACACACAUACUUAGAGACACACCCAAACACACACAUUCACACUCCCACUCAGACACACACCACAUACACUCAGACUUAGUCACACAGAUACUUUCAGACACAUACUUUCAGACACAUACACUUGCAUUCACACAAACAUUCAGAGCGACACUUGGAGGCACCAUGGCGAAGGGAGAGAACAUAUCCCAUACCCCAGCCGGAAAGCUCCUCAAGCCCCCAGAGCCAUCCUUCACCAAGCCCCCCCACCAGACUGUGUUGGACCAGAAACUGUCUGUCUGCAGUAAGCUCUGCUUCGCCAUUGGAGGAGCACCCAAUCAGGUGGCCGGCAGCGCUACAGCAUUUUUCCUCCAGAUCUACCUGCUGGAUGUCGCCCAGAUCAACCCGUUCCAGGCCUCCAUGGUUCUGUUCAUAGGGAAGUCGUGGGGCGCCGUCAGCGACCCUGUUGUCGGCUUCUUCAUCACCAAGAGCAAGUGGACCAGGAUAGGCAGACUCAUGCCCUGGAUGGUGGGCUGUACUCCGUUUGUGGUGGUCUCCUACUUCUACCUGUGGUUCGUUCCUCCCUUCACCAACGGACGAUUCGUCUGGUAUCUGGGUUUCUACUGUCUCUACCAGACACUCAUCACUUGUUUCCAUGUGCCUUACUCUGCCCUCACCAUGUUCCUCAGUACGGACCAGAAGGAGAGAGACUCAGCCACAGCCUACCGUAUGACCCUGGAGGUGCUGGGUACUCUAGUUGGCGCUGCCAUCCAGGGUCAGAUCGUGGCGAGCGCACACACCCUGAAAAACUGCCCCCAGCACAACAUGUCUGUCAGUCACCUAGGCAACGGCAGUGGGGCCGAGAUCGUCAAGAGAAUCGUUCACUCCCAGGACUUCCUGUCACAUGCUAAGGAGAUGUAUAUGAUCGCUGCUGGUGUGAUUGGAGGAGUGUUUCUCAUCUGCACUGUGGUCAUGUUCCUAGGAGUCAAAGAGAGAGAUGAUCCGUACAUUUUGAAGACGGAGAAGCAGAUCCCGUUCCACAAGGGCUUCAUCCUGGUGAUGCGACAUGGUCCCUACCUCACUUUGACUGCUGCAUUCCUCUUCAUCUCCGUUGCCAUUCAGUUGGUUCAAAGCAACUUUGUCCUGUUCUGUACGCAUGCAGUGGACCUGAGAGACCACUUCCAGAACAUUGUGCUGACCAUCCUGGUAUCUGCAGUAGUGAGCAUCCCUUUGUGGCAGUGGUUUUUGGAGCGGUUCGGCAAGAAGAAGGCAGCCUUCUGUGGAAUCACGUGGAUCAUGCCGUUCACAGUGAUGCUGGUGUUCAUUCCUAACCUGGUCGUAGCCUACGUAGUGGCUGUCUCUUCUGGACUCAGUGUGGCUGCAUCACUCCUCCUACCAUGGUCGAUGCUGCCAGAUGUGGUGGAUGACUUCCGUCUGGCAAACCCCUACUGUAAAGGCUAUGAGGCCAUCUUCUACUCCUUCUACGUGUUCUUCACCAAGUUUGCUGCUGGGAUCUCUCUCGGAGUGUCCACCCUCUGCCUCGAGUUUGCGGGUUAUGACACGGGGGCAUGCAGGCAGCCUGAUCAAGUAGCCUACACUCUGAAACUGCUCAUAGGCGCCGCCCCGGUGGCCUUCAUUGUAACAGGCCUGUUGAUACUGCUGCUCUACCCCAUCAGUGAGGACGUCCGGCUCAGGAACAAACUCUGUCUGGAGGAGCUACGGAAACAAAGUGGCAUCAGCUCCAGAACGCUGGAGGAUCUGAGCAAUCCAUGACCUGGGAUGGAAUGGACAGGAGAGGUAUCACAUGCGGCGGAUUCCAGUUCCCCAACUGGAAUAUGACUUCUAUUAGUGUAUAUUACACUGAGAAAUAAUCACAUGAUAGUUAUGUUUUCAUGUAAACAUUUUAAGUUUGUUUCUGUAUUUUCACAUGAACCUGUAAAGUAUAGCCAUCUUGAAUAUACCUACAAGAUAACCUUAUUUAUAUAAAUGAAUGUAUAUCACUAUUUGCUGUGUUUAGCGGGCAUUGCUGGUAUUUAUGAAUGGUAUCUGAGUAUUAUAAUGGUUUGGGCUUAAUAAAUACUGUUGACUUUGGUUAGUA